Molecule: messenger RNA, 87 nt
Organism: Saccharomyces cerevisiae S288C
Lineage: Eukaryota; Fungi; Ascomycota; Saccharomycetes; Saccharomycetales; Saccharomycetaceae
Gene: RDT1
Product: Rdt1p
Exons: 1
Coding region: 1-87 (28 amino acids)
Source: RefSeq, marked reviewed
AUGAUACGACAGAAGAUUUUUGUUUUUAUAGUUAAGUCAAGAAGAAAUUCUAUUUGUCCAGCAAUCCGGCGCAAAGAAGACUACUAA